CUCCGGGUCAGAUCAAAUCGGAGAAAGUGAAAAGAAUCAGAGUAUUGUUGUUUGUUUGAAGGUUUGGGGAUCGAGAAAAGAAAAAAAUGGAGGUUCCAGGUUCAUCGAAGAAGAUGAUCGCAACGCAGGAAGAGAUGUCUGCAGCUAAAAUACCGCUGGGUUCAAGAGAUCAGUGCGCUCAUCUGUUGAUUCCUCUCAACAAGUGUCGUCAGGCUGAGUUUUUCCUCCCGUGGAAAUGCGAAGACGAGCGUCACGUUUACGAGAAGUGCGAGUACGAGCUUGUCAUGGAGAGGAUGCUCGCGAUGAAGAAGAUCCGUGAGGAAGAAGCUUUGGCUAAAAAGAAUAAAGUACAAGGGAGCGGUGUCCCUCUUCUCCCUAAAACUGCUAAUGCUUAGCCCCUCGAUUCGAUUCGAUUCCUUCUCCGAUUUGCCGAUUCCAGAUUUCAGGGAUUCUCUGGAACUGUGAAGAAGUUGGGGCUCUGCUUUUUCAAUCUUUUUCUUCUUGUUAGUGAUGAAAAAAAAUUGUUGCUACAUUUUCAGAUGUGAAUGUUCAAGAUUCUCUUAUCUUCUUUUUUGUUUUUUCUCUCUUGUUAACUCUGGUGAGGGGUUUCCCCAAAAAAAAUAAGAUGCAAAACUCAUCUUUUUGUUUGGUUUUCCAAACUUUAAUCUUUGAUAAUGAAGAAAACUUAUGAGA
This is a messenger RNA of Camelina sativa (false flax), 693 nucleotides long. RefSeq names its product NADH dehydrogenase [ubiquinone] 1 beta subcomplex subunit 7. Gene Ontology annotation, cellular component: respiratory chain complex I; mitochondrion. The record is from RefSeq and is a predicted model, not a curated record. Lineage: Eukaryota; Viridiplantae; Streptophyta; Magnoliopsida; Brassicales; Brassicaceae.